AUGGUAGCCGUGCUGCCACUGGUUACAGCUCUCCUGCUGUGUGCAAGGUUGGGCGGUGCCAUCAGGUAUUUGGAGGCGCCGAAGGAAAAUGCGGCCGCCGGGAAGAAGAGCACAGCGGAUGCUAUCGCAACAGACGGGUCUAACAAGUCGGCAGAGACGCCGAAAGAUGAAAAGAAUCCACAACAAUCAACUCCAGAUCAACCGGGUUCCAAGGGAGUGACUGCUGUGGCGGAGAAGGAUAAGGAUGGAAAGCCGACUGUACCCGCUGCCGGCGCCCCGACCACGGAAGGGACGGGCAAGAAGACGCUGUUCGGCGCGCUGCGUGCGACAGCUGACUCUACCUACAAAGCGCUGGGCGCCGCCGGGUACCGCAAGUAUGACGCAAGUAAUGCAUUAACGCGCGGAGGCGGCUACUGGUGCAGCGAGGCGAACCUGCUGCCAGACAAGGAAGUGUCGUGGGUGGCCGAGCUCAGAGGACCGCGAGUGUUGACCGGCGUGACCAUCACAUGGGUCUACGCGCCCCAACUUGUGUCGGUGCUGGCGAAGCGGCAGCGCGACGGCGCGUUCGAGGAGGUGGCGCCAUACCAGGCCGUGGACGCCACCGAAACUACGCAAACAAUAGAAUUCAAACGCAAAGUUGAUGCGCAGUUCGUCAAAAUUGCCAUGAAGCGGCAAAUAAACGGCUACUUCGGAAUAGAGUUUGUGCAGUUCCACGGCGAGCCCAACCCUGUGUUCACGAUCCAGGGGGGGAUCACGUCGAUUGACGACCUGUGCCUGCAGGCGGACGACAAGGGAGAGGUUGUGCUGGAUUCGUGCGUAUCAGCGAUUGCCAGCUUCAAGUUCAACGACAUAUGGAGGUACAACGAAAAGCGGCAGCUGUACAACCCGGCGACCAACCUCUGCAUGACGCUCCAAGAUGACGCUGGUGUCGAGGGAGGGCGGGUCAUGAUGUUGCCGUGCGACCAGCCGCCAGAAUCCGGUGUGAAUUCAUGGGACCUCCUGCCGAACAACCAAAUCAAACUCAGAAGGCCGGGGAACAUGUGCCUCUCGCAAGCCGGCAGUGGCGCCGGACUCGCCAAUGUAGCGCUGAAUAAGAUCGCCUCGAGCAGUCUGCCGCGGAGGAACGACAACAAGUGCAACGCUGAGCGUGCUUUGGAUGGCAACCUCCAGUCGUGCUGGGCCUCCGACCAGUUCACCCUUGGCACCGUGCCCGAGAAGGUGGAGUUCGUGGUCAACCUGCAGGAGGACUACAAGGUCCGCAAGGUCGUCAUCGAGUGGGAGUCGCCGGCACUCUCCUACAACAUAUUCGCAAGAAAGGACGACGAGGACUGGCACCUCAUAGAAAGGGUGGACGCCAACACGCUGAAGUCGUCGGUGAACGACAUGCGCAACACCGUCGUGCGUUUCAUCAAGCUGGAGUUGUUACGGCCGAACCCGGAGUUCGCAAAUUCGGCGGGGCAGAUACACUACGGCAUCCACAGCUUCGCCGCGUACAGCAACAAGCUCAGAACCAUCGUGGAGCCGUGCGAACGCGCUAAGCUUUCGAAGGACGCGAGAGACAAGUACUUCCUCAACUCCGUCUACGAGGUGGACCUGCACGGCGGAGAGCCGCUCAUGGCGGCGGAAAAGGCGAUAGACAAGCUGGUGGAAAACAUCGGGCACAAAAUCGCGCACAUCGAGACACUGCACGGGAAGAUGGAGCAGUGCAAGAGGAAGCAGAUCAAUACCCUCAAACGUGCUCAGGAGCUCGACAGCACAUUCCAGCGGAUUUCGGACGCCGCAUACCGCUUCGAAGCUAAGCUCGAGCUGGAAGAGCAGUUCAGCCCCGAGGAGCACCUGCCUGCCGACUGCAUAGAAAUCAAAAAUCGAGCUGAGAGUAGGCCCAGCGGGUUCUACUACAUCCACCCGCCAUGUGCCAACCACCGCAUCAGGGUGUAUUGCGACAUGUACACCGGCGCCUCGUAUUACGUAGCGUCCAUUGAAAGCGGUCGCAUACCGCUGUCUGAGGUAUACGAGACAUGCCGCAAAUACGGCCUGGACCCAAUACAACUGCAUCACGAGUCGCAAACCGACGCGCUCAGGGUCAUGCUCAAGACCAUGGACGUCACUCCGGACUGCCUAUACCCCAUCGCCGUCAAGGUCGGGCAAAAAUUCAAGUCGCUUGACCUGAGGGAGGAAGUGACGCGCAUGAUUCCCUUCAAGCCGGAUAAGGAUAACAACGUCAUUGUUGUAGCAACAGAGGGGUUGCAAUACGUCGAUGGCAGGGAUAACGACAUGACGGGCAUCAUAUGCUCGAGCAACUACUCGAGCAUCAGGCUCCCCCCGGAGGUCGUGAAGCUCAGUUGCCACACCCUGCUGGGCGAAAACGACAAAUUCAAUGAGGCGCCGGUUGGCAGAGUGGUGAAAGCCGCAUGCCCGCAGAACUGCCUGCAAAACUAUGACGACAGCGUCGAAGUAGAGGGUGGCAACGACGGGCUAUAUUCACUCAAAACGCCGGUAUGCAUGGCUGCAAUACAUGCGGGUGAAUACGGCAAAAACAUCACCUUGGAAGUGCAAAAGACCACGGCGCCGGCAGAGUUCGAGGGGUUCUACCAGAAUGGCAUCCAGAGCACAAGCGUUCCAUCCCUAGUGGGGGAUCUGGCGUUUAAAGUCACGCGCAGCAAAGAUGCCUGCAGCACGCAUAAAGUAGAGCCGCGCAUUGACCGGAAAGCUGAGGCACUUGCAGAAAAGGAGCCGACGCUAACGGUCAGGAAACCCAGUGAGGAUAAACCGCAGCCCGCGCGGCUCUUCAACCAAGCACUGACGCUCGACGCCGCCACUGGCGAGGCCAUAGGCACACUAGUGGCGCAGGUAAACCAGCAAAGCGGGAAGGCGGCGCCGGUCUUUCUCGACAUGUUCCACCACCACACCUCGGAAACAAUCGCGCACGCCAUCCAUCUCAUCAAAAGCGCUGACAUCCAGAAGGAGCCCAUCGAGGAAAUCCUGGACAAACUGGAUGACGGUGUCAAGAUGAUGCAGCAGAAGAUCGAGUGGCUCGCCGCGAGGGUCACCUACAAAAAGGAGCCGCUGAUCAACGGAAUACAAGCGAUGCAAAGGGAGGAGGCGAUGCAAAAGUCCUUCGAUCCGUGGUCAGGCGAUGGGGUCACCCAAAGCAGCCUUUUCGAAACUUUCCAUGCGGUCACGGCUGGGGAGCUCCAGGGGGUCCCCAAAUGGACAGUGUCCAGCCUGUCCUUGAAGGGCGCUGCCGAAACUGUGAUAUCGCAGACCAGCGAGUUCGGCGCGCGCGGGUCAGUGAGCGGCGCGUUCCUGCACCUUUCAAACGCGCAAUACUACGACUUCGUAUACUCCGCCUCUGUCUUCGCCGGCAGCAGCGGGACCAUGGGGCUGACCUUCCGGGUGCUCGACGACCUCAACUACUAUCUCCUGCAGAUGGUUCAGAUGAACGGCGGUUACAAACGACUGAUCCGUGUCGUAAACGGCGACCCUUACGAGAUAGCGAAAAUCGAAGACGGAGGAUUCGUCGACGGAGUCUGGUACACAGUGCGCAUCGAGGCUCAGCAGUGUAGAAUAUCAAUCGCGAUCGUCCAGGGGUUGGAACCCGUCUUUGACGUGCCGCCAAGUGCAAUCGACAUAAUCGACUGCACACAUGCGAGUGGUAGCGUGGGACUCUUCAGCGGCCAGAUCAACCUCGUUCACUUCGCACGGCUGCACGUCGAAACGCUGCCGUGUAUGCGAUACGACAGGCCCCCAACUCCACCCAAGCCGCCCAUCUGCAGUAGGUUCACGACAGCGAGCAUUUCACUGCCGCCAGGCGUGUACAAGGAGACCUUCGCCGUCGGGUUCAACGCCAACUGGCGCGUCCUCGACAACUCGGGGCACUGGAGCGUGGAGGACAACAUAGCCGGCCAGGACAGGGUGAUCGCUCACAGGGCCUUCGAGUCCAUCGACGGCUCGAUAGAGCCCUCCAUGGCGCUGCUUAAGGGCGGCCGCAGUUGCAAGGCUGGCAUAUUCCGAGCGUCGGUGUUCCCGCAGUGCGACGCGAGGGGAGUAUUGGGGCUCCUAGUGCAUUUCGAGGACGCCGGGAACUACGUCGCAUUCGAGUGCAGCGUGCGUUCGUGCAGCAUCGUACAGAUGCACAAGGGGGCACGCAACAUCCUGGCCGAAACCGAGCUCAAGGGGAUCAAGACCGGAAUAUGGAACUACGUUGAGUUGGUGUUCAAGCCCGAUGCUGUCACGGCGUCCAUCGGUACCCAUACACUGGAGGCUGUGUUCAUAAACACCGCUAUACCCGAUGAAAUACGUCUAGGCGGAACUGUCGGUCUAUUAAGCGUCGGAUGUGCCGGAUGCGCGUUUGCCGACAUCAGCCUCGUCCCCAAUUAUGCGGCGCACAAGCACGGAGCCUUUGAGCGCAACCUCGACGGUGCGGAGGCGCGCCCAGAACCGACGCGCGCAGACAGCUGCCUUGCCGUCGACAGGGUGGAGCACUGCAAGGCGAUUGCGCCGAGUAGCGUUGGCUUCUGCGAGGCCAACUACUGCGCAGUAUGCUGCGAACGAAAACACGAGGAUGCGCUCGAUUUGCAGGACGCGUGCUACAAACAGUGCCGAAACAUGGACCACGUGGUGGUCAUGCUGCAAAAGGUGGCAGACAACCUGUGGCGCAGCUGCGCGACGCACUUGACGCAACAAGGCACAUCAGGCAGCCAAGGUGGGCCCAGUGAUUCGCGAACAACACAGCACAAUGCAGGCACGGGUGACGAGGAUGGAAAACUAAGCAUUGAAGACAGGGUCAGCAAUUGCCAACUGUGUUGCGAUUCCAGCCGCUUCGUGGAGGGCGUGCCCGCCAGCGUGAACAGCGCAGCGCAGUCACGGUGCCGCGGCCUCUGCAGGGCGUAA
This is a messenger RNA of Babesia bigemina, 4893 nucleotides long. Its product is annotated as LCCL domain-containing protein CCP2, putative. The transcript has 8 exons. The coding region runs from base 1 to 4893 and encodes 1630 amino acids. NCBI's taxonomy places the organism in Eukaryota, Apicomplexa, Aconoidasida, Piroplasmida, Babesiidae. The record is from RefSeq and is a predicted model, not a curated record.